Molecule: messenger RNA, 2352 nt
Organism: Neolamprologus brichardi
Lineage: Eukaryota; Metazoa; Chordata; Actinopteri; Cichliformes; Cichlidae
Source: RefSeq, a predicted model, not a curated record
UGCGCUAUGCAGGUUGUAAUCACGAGUACGGAACUGUUUACGUUGCGGUAUUUGUGUAUUUGGCAUAUCCUUAAAACUGGACGAAGUCCUGCAACGUCAACAAAACCAAAGACUUUGAAUUGACUCGAAGGAUGACUUGGAAGGGGACACUAUGUAUCCUCCUCUCCCUCAAUGUGUUUCUCAACCUAUCCUCUUUCUGUGAUGGUCAUCCCCACUCUGCACAAACUAUAAAUUCAGGAUCUGCUGUCAGAGUCUUAUCCAAUGAUACUGCAAAGAGAGCUGGGGUUGCAGCUGAGGUAGCAGGCUAUGCUGAUGUGGCCAAACAGAUCAUUGACCUGGCUGUGUUCGGUGCUGCCCAGAACCGCUCUUACAGACGGCUCGCAGACUUUACUGACACUAUAGGAAACCGUGUCAGUGGCUCAAACAACUUGGAGAUGGCUAUUAAAUACAUGUACAAUGCCAUGGUGCAGGAUGGGUUGGAUGUACACCUGGAGCCAGUAAAAAUCCCACACUGGGUACGGGGAAAGGAGAGUGCAGAGAUGACUGCUCCUCGAGCCAAGACUCUGGCUAUACUGGGAUUGGGUAGCAGCGUAGGAACACCCCCUGAAGGUAUUGAGGCAGAGGUGUUGGUAGUUCAGUCUUUUGAGGAACUGAAGCGUCGAGCCACUGAGGCCGCAGGAAGGAUUGUGGUUUUUAACCAGCCAUAUGUUAGCUAUGGAGAGACAGUGGCAUACCGUGCUUAUGGUGCCUCUGAGGCAGCCAAAGCAGGAGCUGUGGCUACACUCAUUCGAUCAGUCACUCCAUUCUCUAUUAACAGUCCUCACACAGGCUGGCAGGACUACCAAGACGGAGUGAAGCGCAUCCCCACAGCCUGCAUCACUGUGGAGGAUGCUGAGCUGAUGUGGCGUAUGGCACAAAGAGGUCAGAAAAUUGUGGUCAAACUCACCAUGGGAGCCAAGACCCUUCCUGAUGCUGACUCUUUCAACACGGUGGCUGAGAUAAAAGGCUGGCAACACCCUGAGCAGGUUGUCUUACUGAGCGGACAUUUGGACAGCUGGGAUGUGGGCCAGGGUGCCAUGGAUGACGGAGGCGGAGCCAUGAUUUCCUGGGAGGCCCUGUCACUCAUCAAAGACCUUGGUCUGCGUCCAAGGAGAACUUUGCGAACAGUGCUGUGGACAGCCGAGGAGCAGGGCGGAGUCGGAGCACAGCAAUACUUUAAUCUACACAAGGUAAACAUGUCUAACUUUGACCUUGUCAUGGAGUCCGACUUGGGGACAUUCACCCCCAUUGGCCUGCAAUUUACAGGCAGUGAUGCAGCACAAAAGGUGAUAUUAAAACCCAACUAUUUAAAAAAAAUAGUGCUGAAGUUUCAGAUUUUCCAGCAUGUUUUGUGACGCUCUUUGUGCAUCAUUCUGUCCCUGCGUCAUCCAGGUGCCAGCCUCCACGUGGCAGACAGCCGUUACUUUUGGUUCCACCACAGUGAAGGCGACACCAUGAGCGUCCAGGACCCUCGAGACAUGGACCUCUGCUCGGCAUUGUGGGCCGUGGUUGCUUAUGUCGUGGCAGACCUGCAGGAAAUGCUGCCCAGAUAGCACGACCUGCUGUGAACUCUACAUCUUUACAUAAAGCAAAACUCUUGUUAAAUUAUAUUUCUAAAAAAAGACUUGAUCCAAAGUCCAUUCAGAUGAAAAACUGACAUUCUGUUCAAAAUGAUUUCUUUGUUUUUGUUUCAAGACAAACUGCCACCUUAGUUAGUGACACAAACUGAUCAGCCGUCUUGUGAUACAACAUACAUCCUCUUUUUUGCACGACAGUAUAACCAUCGAUAAAAGCCUAACAGCUAUUUCAUUUUGCACAAAUGCACUCCUCCGAGUUUGUGUUUUUUCCAUCUGACCACAUGCAACUUUCUGCACCAUCUUUAUACUUAUCAACCACACUGUGUUUGUGUGCUGUUUCCUUUACUGUUACUAAAACUGAAUCUGAAGCAGAGGGUAGAGCAACCAUGGCAGUUUGUCUUGAAACAACUGUAAUAUCCACAUUAUGACUUUUUUUUCCAUGAAAAAAGUUUUUCGACUCGAAAUUUUAACUUUAUUCUCAAAAUGAUCUAUACAUGUUUUUCUUAACGUGGCCCUAACACUCCUUCGUAUCAAAGAGAUGCUUUUAUAUAAUGAUUUUUAACACAGAAGAGUAUAUUAUGUUAUGAAUGAGGAGAAAUUAUUUUUUAAUGAAUGUGUUUUUAAAUUUAGGGUUAUUGUAGACAAGGAGGGAUAAAAUAUAGAUCUGAGUACUGUAAUGUUAUGUGCAAUAGGAGGUUUGUUUAAGGUGUGUGAAAUUAAAGAAAUGGAUUACAAA